Molecule: messenger RNA, 1443 nt
Organism: Plectropomus leopardus (leopard coralgrouper)
Lineage: Eukaryota; Metazoa; Chordata; Actinopteri; Perciformes; Serranidae
Gene: tmem253
Product: transmembrane protein 253
Cellular component (GO): membrane
Source: RefSeq, a predicted model, not a curated record
UGAGAAAUAACAGCAGCAGUGAGAUCUGUUUAAUGUUUAUUAUUUCAGCCAGAUGACAUUUUCUGUUGAAAUGAGGGCCUGUGGAUAAAGAUUUACAACAGCUGGGGAAGAUGACGCAGAACAUGUUUCAAGAGGGGCUGUACCAUGUGUUUUUUAAAGAGACACCCCCAACCCGCCCACAGACUCAGGUUACAAAUCACGGGGAGCUCAUAAAUGGCAGAAUUCAUCGUUGGUUUGGGACUGUCGUUAACACCAGACUUUUAGUCACUGGGGUGGUGCAGAUCCUGAGUGCUCUUGCUUGCAUAUUAGCCACAGUCACCCAUGCAUGUGUGAGCUAUAACUGCUCCAUCUCCAUGACCACACCAGUGUGGUCAAGCCUAUUUUAUGUGGCUGCUGGGUGUCUGGCAAUGGAGGUUCAGAGGAAAGCUAAUAAAAUCAAGAUCAUUGCACUGAUGGGUCUGAACCUCUUUAGUCUGCUGUUUGGCUUCUCUGCUCUCCUGGCCAACAGCCUCAGGUCAACACACCCUGUCACACUCAAUACAAGCCAACAGCGUGUUGGCUCAUAUGUUGCAAAGGGGAGCUCCAUAGCAUUUACUGUACAGUGUUUUCUGGCGUCACUCUACAUACUUUUCCUGGCAUUGAGAGGCCUGCGUCGCUACAGUGCUCCACAUACCCAGAGCUACAGCCGCGUCUCACAGAAUCCAGAUGAAAUGAGCGGGCCUCUACUGGAACAAGAGGAAUUCAGUCUGUGAAACACUCCUGCUUGCACUGCAUUUUUUUCCUUUAAAACCUCAGUUACGGUUAUUGGUCAUUGUCUGUAUGGUUCGAACUGUUUGUGCAAUACAGAUUGAGGAAACUGUUUUAGAUAUUGUGAAAUUCUAUCAUGUCACCUGACCGAUGACUCAGUAUCACUUCUCCUUUUAGUUAGUUAAAACCUACAGGAAUAAAACACACAUGAACAUGAACAAGCAAUGGUGUUUAUAACACACAGACUUUUGACACUAAAUUAAACAAAAUAUAUGCAUGUUUUCACAGUUGAGCAAUCACAUUAUCUUUGUUAAAAGUCUAUGCUCAACACUAGAGGGCAGCAUUGCCAAUCUUUUGUCAUGUUGCACAGGCUGAUCCUCAAAUUAACUUGGUGUAAAAAUAGAUGAUGAAAUUGUUUCACAUGAAUUGUCAAAUUUAGAAAUUAGAAUAAGCUACAGUCAUUGGCUGUCUGCACAGUUAAGACUUGCUGCAGAUCAGGACAGUGAGAUUUUAAAGAAAAGACUACGGCACACUGAGCUGCAGUGAUUUAACUGCACCAUUUCGACCACAACGGGUCAUUCUCAAAGGAAUUCAUUGUUUUAUCAAUGCGUGUAAAUAAAUGUUCUGUUUUAAUAAGCUUAAAACAAGCUUAAUUUUCCAGCUCAUCUUAAUUUCCACAUUCACCUUCACCCUUAU